This is a messenger RNA of Cydia amplana, 2808 nucleotides long. RefSeq lists its product as uncharacterized. The transcript is spliced from 4 exons. The record is from RefSeq and is a predicted model, not a curated record. The coding region runs from base 1 to 2808 and encodes 935 amino acids. NCBI's taxonomy places the organism in Eukaryota, Metazoa, Arthropoda, Insecta, Lepidoptera, Tortricidae.
AUGGCGAAAGAUACAAAAAAAAUCGAAAGCGUCGACAGCGCGUAUUAUGAAGAUGAGUUGUUGAUGCUUGAAGCAAAACGCAAUAUCUUCUUUGAACUCGUCCAGGGCAUUUACAAUAAGUCGCUAGUCGUUGAUACAGAUGCAGACAGUCGCGAGAGUUUCCUUGCCGCUGCGGAAAAUAUCGACGAACUUCGCUCGGAGUUCAAAGAGGUGGUUAAUGAGUAUAAUCGCACGUUGCUUAGGGCUAAGGCGGCUGCUGUCCCUAAUUAUCAGCCGAUUAUAGCCUUCGAAGAUUUGUACUGCCGCAUCAGGAGAGCGGUUAAGCGGCUGCAACCAGCCGCACCGCCGGCCUCUUCGUCACCUUCUAUAGUGGAGAGAGCCAGACCUUCUUUGCCAACGAUGGAACUGAUAGCGUUCGAUGGAGACAUACGUAACUGGCCGCUAUUCUAUGCUAGUUUUAAAUCUAGAGUGCACGACAAUCUGUCGCUUACCGACGAAGAGAAGCUUUUCUACCUUAUUGGGAAAUUGUCACCAAAAGCUCAAGCUGUCUUCGCGGAUCGCAUUACCGACGACUUGCCGUCAGUGCCCGUGGACAUGUCAACACUCACGCAUGUUCAUGGACUCCCUUUGGCUGACGACACGUUGGAUACGCCCGUCGCAAUUGAUGUGCUGGUGGGUGCAACUAUAUUCCCAUAUUUGUUGCUACCGCACAUUGUUAAAAGCGACGUGGACCAUAUGCCACCGGCUAUUCAGACGGACUCCAUGGACCACCUCCUCAAAAGGUUCUGGGAGCUUGAGGAAGUAUCCGCUCCGCCCGCUCAAAGUCAAGAUGACCUUGAAUGCGAGGAUUACUUUCGCACUACCACCACGCGCGACACUAGUGGUAGAUAUACUGUCGCAUUGCCUUUCCGAGAUGAUGUGUUCAAGCUUGGAGAGUCGCAUUCUGCUGCUAAGAGGCGCUUUCUUUGCCUCGAAAGGAAGCUAGAGUUAUCGAGUAUGUUGCGUGCCGCCUAUGACGAUAUUAUUCGUGAAUACGUCAGUAAGGGUUACAUAUCGGAGGUAACUAACUCCAUGAACGCCUCACCAGCCAUCGCAUACAUAGUUCCUCACCAUGCUAUCGUGCGCGAGGACAAAACGACCAAAGUGUACAUGGUCCUGGACUCGAGUAGCAAGACAAGUACAGGCCUGUCGUUGAAUGAUGUUUUGCACUCAGGGCCCAACCUAAAGGGGGAUUUGUUUUCAAUCCUUCUAAACUUUAGCUUAUCCAAAAUAGCGCUUUCGGCCGAUUGCCGUCAAAUGUUUCUACAGAUUGGCGUUCGCGAAGCGGACCGCCAGUUUCAGCGAAUCUUAUAUAGAUUCCGCCCGGCAGAUCCCAUUACUACAUACGAGUUUAAUCGUGUGUGUUUUGGCAUGAAGUCGAGUCCCUAUCACGCGCUCCGCGUCGUCCGUCAGCUGAUUGCAGACGACGGGCAUAAGUUUCCCAAGGCUGCAGCGAUUGCAUCCUCCUGUACUUACAUGGAUAACGUAUGCUUUAGCAUUAUGUCAGAUGAGUCGCAACAGCAGGAUGAGUUUGUUGCUAUUGCUGCGGCUAAGGAGCUGAUUGAUCUAUUCAAAUGCGGUCAAUUUGAUCUUAUGAAAUGGACUUGCAAUUCAGACGCCGUGCUACGUGAAAUACCUGCUUCGCAUCGGGCUUCCGUAGACAUUGAAACUGACCCAGGGGUCUCGCAAAAGGUUCUUGGGUUAUGUUGGAAUAAAUCUGGUGAUUACUUCCAUUUCAAAGUGAAAGAACCAGACUCAACGUGCACUAAAAGGACGAUCUUGUCCGCAGUGGCACGUCUAUGGGAUAAUGUGGGCCUAGUAGCUCCAGUGGUCUUAUAUGCAAAACUCCUCAUCCAGGAGCUUUGGUUGAUCAAAUGCGACUGGGAUGAGACUCCCCCACCCCAUAUUGUGGAUUUAUGGGACCGAUUCUGUUCGGAGUUUCCUAAACUUUAUGAAAUCCACAUACCGCGCCAUCUUGGAGUAGUACAGAGUUGUACUAUAAACCUUUUAGGCUUCGGUGAUGCAUCUGAGCGUGCAUAUGGAGGUGUAGUAUAUCUUCAGGUUCUAAAGGGAGACGAAGUGACUGUCCGGCUGGUGUGUUCCAAGUCGAAGGUCUGUCCCCUUAAAACAGUCUCCGUCGCGAGGUUAGAACUGUGUGCUGCGGUCCUCCUGGCAAAGCUCAUGCGGAAGGUGCAAGAUAACUUCGAAUCCCGGUAUAACAUUAACGAGAUCUAUGCGUUUACUGAUUCGAAGGUUGCCCUCUGCUGGAUUCAGUCAUCACCACACCGCUGGCAAACGUUUGUUGCCAACCGGGUAGUUAAGAUUAUCGAAGCUAUUCCGGCCAGCUGCUUUCAUCAUGUGGCGGGCUUGGAAAAUCCCGCGGAUUGCCUGUCCCGUGGACUAACGCCUGCUAAGCUAGUGGAUCAUCCUUUGUGGUUCACGGGACCAGCUUGGGCUUCCAAGCAUCCAUCGGAGUGGCCUUUAAGGGAGCUCGAUCGAAAGUCCAUCGGUGAGGUGCCAGAGCUUAAACCUCUUACACACGCUACAACUACGGAUGUGUCAGAGUCGCCACUUUAUUCGCUCGCUCAGCGGAUAUCGUCGUGGUCUCGUUUAUUGCGCAUCAUCGUAUACGUGUAUCGCAUUCUUAAACCGAAACCGCGCUCUAAUACGGCACUUACUCGAUCUGACUUAGAGUUCGCUGGAGGUAAAAUUCGUUCAUCGUUACAAGCGUUUAGUGAUGAUAUUGAUAAAAUUAAGAGCGAGAAAUAA